Messenger RNA from Lolium rigidum, 1439 nucleotides. Its product is annotated as cinnamoyl-CoA reductase 1-like. Gene Ontology annotation, molecular function: oxidoreductase activity, acting on the CH-OH group of donors, NAD or NADP as acceptor. The transcript is spliced from 5 exons. The record is from RefSeq and is a predicted model, not a curated record. Bases 192 to 1283 code for a protein of 363 amino acids. NCBI's taxonomy places the organism in Eukaryota, Viridiplantae, Streptophyta, Magnoliopsida, Poales, Poaceae.
AUAAAUUCCGCGCCACUCGAACCAACAUCGCCCAGGCCUUUGCCUUUUACGACGAAUCCUACCAAACCUUAGCUACCAGAUCCUUCUCUACUAAUCGAGCUCCCUCCGCCUGUCCUCGUCCCCGCCUCACCGCCGGCUGGUUCUCCACUCCAAGCUACGUCCGUCCGUCCGUCCACAUAUAUAACAUCGACAUGACCAUCGCCGAGGUCGUGGCUGCCGGAGACACCGCCACCGCCGCUGCGGCGCGGCCCGCCGGGAACGGGCAGACCGUGUGCGUGACCGGCGCCGCCGGGUACAUCGCGUCCUGGCUCGUCAAGCUGCUGCUGGAGAAGGGGUACACCGUCAAGGGCACCGUCAGGAACCCAGACGACCCGAAGAACGCGCACCUGAAGGCGCUCGACGGCGCCGCCGACCGGCUCGUCCUCUGCAAGGCCGACCUCCUCGACUACGACGCCAUCCGCCGCGCCGUCGACGGCUGCCACGGCGUCUUCCACACCGCGUCCCCAGUCACCGACGACCCCGAGCAAAUGGUGGAGCCGGCGGUGAGGGGCACGCAGUACGUCAUAGACGCGGCGGCGGACGCCGGCACGGUGCGGCGGAUGGUGCUCACCUCCUCCAUCGGCGCCGUCACCAUGGACCCCAACCGCGGGACGGACGUGGUCGUCGACGAGUCGUGCUGGAGCGACCUCGACUUCUGCAAGAAAACCAGGAACUGGUACUGCUACGGGAAGGCGGUGGCGGAGCAGGCGGCAUCGGAGUUGGCGCGGCAGCGCGGCGUGGACCUUGUGGUGGUGAACCCGGUGCUGGUGAUCGGCCCCCUGCUGCAGCCGACGGUGAACGCCAGCAUCGGCCACAUCCUCAAGUACCUGGACGGGUCGGCCAGCAAGUUCGCCAACGCCGUGCAGGCGUACGUGGACGUCCGCGACGUGGCCGACGCCCACCUCCGCGUCUUCGAGUCCCCCGCCGCCGCCGGCCGCCACCUCUGCGCCGAGCGCGUCCUCCACCGCGAGGACGUCGUGCGCAUCCUCGCCAAGCUCUUCCCCGAGUACCCCGUCCCCACAAGGUGCUCGGACGAGGUGAACCCGAGGAAGCAGCCAUACAAGAUGUCGAACCAGAAGCUCCAGGACCUCGGACUCAAGUUCAGGCCAGUGAGCCAGUCCUUGUACGAGACGGUGAAGAGCCUCCAGGAGAAGGGCCACCUUCCGGUGCUCAGCGAGCAGGCGGAGGCGGACAAGGAAACCCUAGCUGCCGAGCUGCAGACAGGGGUUACCAUCCGAGCAUGAGGACCAAGAAAUCAUCCAUGUCCAUAUUGCUACUGUCGUGUAAAACCAGGCAGUGUUUGUCGAACGUCUAAUCUAAGUUCUUGUAAUACUGUGUUGUUUCAUGUGAACAAGAUUGAUCGAAUAAACAUCUACAUACAAGGUUGCUAAUUUGAAGAA